Molecule: messenger RNA, 1797 nt
Organism: Adineta ricciae
Lineage: Eukaryota; Metazoa; Rotifera; Eurotatoria; Adinetida; Adinetidae
Source: the annotation of a GenBank genome assembly
AUGUCUUCGACAAGAAAACCUUCUUUGGAAACACUACCGACUGAAAUACUUCACCAAAUCUAUGAUGAACUCGAUGCGGAAACAAUUGUCUUUUCAAUGCGAAUCGUAUCCAAAAGAUUCUAUUUAAUUACCAAUGUUUAUAAUCGUCUGCAAUUAGAUUUCCGUUAUAUAUCGAAAUCUCAUAUGCGAAUGAUGGCACAGCUCAUCGAUCCACAAAAUGUUAUUUCACUUACACUUGCUGAUGUAAAGGAAACAUCCGGUCAAAUCAAAUUAUUUCUUUCUCAUUUUUCUACUGACAGAUUCAUUCGUUUGCAUUCAUUGACGCUCACUUAUUUAAAUGAUGAAGAGUUAGAUCAAUUGGCAAAACUGAUUCACAGAUCUUCUCUUAGAACUGUAUCGAUAUCGUUUAUGGAUCCAGAAUCGAAUCAAGCGAAGCAGUUUCUAACAUCAAUUUUAAUACGUGAAACCCUUCGCACAUUGAAACUUGAAAAUGGAGAUUGGAUCAUUAAUGGCACACGAUGGCCGAAGCGAUGUAAACUGCAGGAUAUGAUUAUGUAUCGUGGAUGCGAUUGGGACACAGCUUACUUUAUUGUUAAAUAUUCAUCGAAUCUACGAAAACUUACUAUACGAUGUAUUCUAAAGUAUAACAUUGAUGAAACGAUAACUUUAUUACCUGAUAUGAAACCGUGCAAUCAUUUAUCUUACCUUUCCUUAUGUGUGACGACUGAUCUAACUAUUGAAGAUGUCGAGAUAUUUCUCGGACUUUUUCCUAAAUUAACUUAUCUUGAAUUAACUUGUCUAAAAGAUGAAGCUAAUUACUCAUUAUUCGAUGGUCGUAGAUGGGAAGACUUUAUUCAAACGAAAUUGCCUCUAUUGGAUCAAAUCAAACUCGAUCUUGUCUACUCGGUACGUGGAAAUGGUGAAAACGUUCCUACAGUUGAAUCAUUAAUUGCUCCAUUUCGCUCAUUGUUUUGGAAAAAAGUGAAACAUCUUGUUGUUAAUUGCGAUGAAGAAUACGAGAAUGAUCAUCACAAGUUUCAUCUUUAUUCAACACCGAGAUCUCGAGAAGAAUUCGAUUAUUCUCAUCAACGAAAGACAAUCGUCAGAUCUAUAUCGAAUAUUGUUGAUUACAAUCAACCGAUCAUCAUCAAUACGAAAAAAUUAACUCUAGAUUUAAAUCCAACAACAAACACAAGCAUCCAAGACAACACUAGUUUAACAAGACCGUAUAUAUUUCAAAAAGUAACGGAACUUGAGUUAUUGAUUGAGCAAGAAUGGCCGAUCAACGCAAUAAAACAUCUUUCAACAAUGGUUAAUUUAUUAACUCUUCGAACAAUAUGCUUAAACUUCAAAUCCGAUUGCAAUUUCAUCGUCAGUUUAGACGCCGAAAUCAAAGCACUAUUCGAGCAAACAUUGAAUUUACGUUCAAUACGAAUUAUGUGUAAUGACUACAUUGGUAUGAAAGUCUUAGUCCGUGAUUAUUCUGAAAAGUUAAUGUUAAUAACUCGUAAUAGUAUUGCUUUGAAUUUACCCCGUCAUAUCAAAACACUUGAUAUUGAAGUUAAGGAUGUGGAAGAUGCCAAGACAGUAUUAGAACAUAACAAAUAUUUGGCACGUGUUACAUUUCGGCCAAUCUAUAGGGGUGAGAGGUUUUCAGAUGGUAUCGCUGAAUGGAUGAAAAACAUGAAUAGAGAUGACACACUUAGAGACGAUUGGGACGUUUUUUGUGGAUGCGACUCCGACAAGUGUGAUUCAAUUAAAGCUGUUCAUCUAUGGCUUGAAAAUAAAUUGGACUGA